AUGAAUACUGGCUGGGAGCGAAGCAAUGAGCAGUGUUUUCGACAUGAUUUCCUGCUAUCAAGAACUGCUUCAUGAGAGGAAACUUAAGAAAAGGCAGUCAAAUCUCGAUGCCUACUUGAAGAAGAAGCCAAAGUUAGAGGAGGACCAACAGCCUGGUCCCUACUCUGAAAUGUAACCACCACCCACUUCCCUCCGCUACUGCUGUGAUGUGUUGGUGCUCCACUGAUGUACAGAGUAAUAAAUUAGAGAGGACUGACCGCAUUGAAGCCAGUGAUAAUGUGAAGGUUGUGGUACGCUGCCGGCCGAUGAAUGAAAAAGAAAGGACUAUGGGACAUAGACAAGUGGUGAAUGUGGAUGAGAUACGAGGAACAAUCACAGUUUAUAAGACAGAUGCUUCCAAUGAGCCACCAAAAACAUUCACUUUUGAUACAGUCUUCGGUCCAGAGAGCAAGCAAGUAGAUGUGUACAAUCUCACAGCAAGACCCAUUGUUGAUUCUGUUCUGGAAGGCUAUAAUGGCACGGUAUUUGCUUAUGGACAAACUGGCACUGGGAAGACAUUCACUAUGGAAGGAGUACGGGCAGUGCCUGAACUUAGGGGAAUUAUUCCCAAUUCAUUUGCUCACAUAUUUGGCCACAUUGCAAAGUCUGAGGGAGAUACCAGAUUCCUUGUACGAGUAUCUUACCUGGAAAUUUAUAAUGAGGAGGUUCGCGAUCUUCUUGGAAAGGAUCAGAGCCAGAGACUGGAGGUUAAGGAACGGCCUGAUGUUGGAGUAUAUAUUAAAGAUCUCUCUGGCUAUGUAGUUAACAAUGCUGAUGACAUGGAUCGUAUUAUGACUUUGGGAAAUAAGAACCGUUCUGUUGGUGCUACAAAUAUGAAUGAGCACAGCUCACGUUCUCAUGCUAUUUUCACCAUUACUAUUGAGUGUAGUGAAAAAGGAAUAGAUGGAAAUAUUCACGUACGCAUGGGCAAACUACACCUUGUGGAUCUUGCUGGUUCAGAACGACAAGGAAAGACUGGGGCCACAGGGCAGCGAUUAAAAGAAGCAACAAAGAUUAACCUCUCACUAUCCACCCUUGGUAAUGUUAUCUCAGCUCUUGUUGAUGGUAAAAGUACACAUGUGCCCUACCGUAAUUCCAAGUUGACACGUUUACUUCAGGAUUCAUUAGGAGGAAAUUCAAAGACUAUGAUGUGUGCAAACAUUGGACCAGCAGAUUACAAUUAUGAUGAAACUAUCAGUACUUUACGAUAUGCAAACAGAGCAAAGAAUAUAAAGAAUAAAGCCAGAAUUAAUGAAGACCCUAAAGAUGCUCUAUUGCGUCAGUUCCAGAAGGAAAUUGAAGAUCUCAGAAAUAAACUGAAAGAAGGUGAAGAAAUCUCUGGUUCAGAAAUAAGUGGUUCUGAAGAUGAAGAAGAAGAAGAAGAAGGGGAAAAUGGAGAGGGAGGAGAGAAAAAAAAGAAAAGAAAAGAUCAAGCAGGAAGGAAGAAGGUAUCUCCUGAAAAGAUGGCGGAAAUGCAGGCAAAGAUUGAUGAAGAGAGAAAAGUUCUUGAAGCCAAGCUUGACAUGGAGGAGGAAGAAAGAAACAAAGCAAGAGCAGAGCUAGAGAAGAGAGAAAAAGACCUGCUGAAAGCACAGCAAGAACAUCAGUCUUUGUUGGAAAAAUUGUCAGCUCUAGAGAAGAAGGUGAUCGUGGGAGGAGUGGAUCUUUUGGCAAAAGCUGAAGAGCAAGAGAGGCUGCUGGAUGAAUCUAAUUGUGAACUGGAAGCUCGCCGGAAUCGCGCAGAACAACUUAGAAAGGAGUUGGAGGAAAAAGAGCAAGAACGUCUAGACAUUGAGGAGAAGUAUACCAGUUUGCAGGAGGAGGCACAAGGUAAAACAAAGAAACUGAAGAAAGUUUGGACAAUGCUGAUGGCAGCAAAAUCGGAGAUGGCAGACUUGCAACAAGAACAUCAACGUGAAAUCGAAGGACUGCUGGAGAAUGUAAGACAGCUAGGCCGAGAGCUCAGACUCCAGAUGCUGAUUGUUGACAACUUUAUUCCUCAUGAAUACCAGGAGAUGAUUGAAAACUACGUACACUGGAAUGAAGACAUUGGAGAGUGGCAGCUGAAAUGUGUGGCAUAUACAGGAAACAAUAUGAGAAAACAGACACCGGUCCCUGACAAAACGGAAAAAGAUCCAUUUGAAGUGGAUCUAUCUCAUGUUUACUUGGCCUACACUGAAGAGAGUCUACGUCAGUCAUUAAUGAAACUGGAGCGACCAAGAACUUCAAAAAGUGGAAAAUCCAGACCCAAAACCGGAAGAAAGAAGCGCUCGACAAAAGCUGAAGCUGGAAUUGACUCUCUCCUUCAAUGACCAAAAGACUAGGCUGACAAGUGAACUUUUGUUUUAGAUGCGAUAUGUUGUAGGACAUUAAUAAGUGGUCUGUGAUGUCUCAACAUGAACUUUUCUUGAAUCCACAUAUACUGGUCUAUGAGGAAAAGGUCUGAAGUUCUUGAUAGUAGAAUGCCCUGAGAUCAAGUUUUGUUAUCUAAUAUUGUGAGAUUCUGUUCUUUAGUUAUUCAUGAUAUUGGUCUUGGCUUAUUGUCUUAUUAGUGAAAAAUAUUCAGCAGGCAGCUAACCUGUUAAUUAAAACAUUACCUGCUUUUGACGGAAAAUCAAAACACCAAUUAACACUUUCAGAGACUUCCUGAAACUCAAAGGACUUGAGGUUUUCUACAACAGGUACCAAGUAACUUUGUUUAGUUGCAACCGUUACCUCUGUCAUUUUGUUUUCAUUCUGAAGUGUAUAGACUUUCAAGUUCAAACUUGCUAUAAUUUUUACCACCAGUUCUUGUUUAAAGCCUUGUCCGCUCUAUUGUUGUAAUAUGUCAAUGCUUUUCUGAUUGUGUUCAGUGUUGUAGAUUAGGUGAUUAAUACUUUGAUGCAUAAUAUGGCUCCUUUAUUUGUAUAAAGGAGUAUAUUAUCUAUUAACCUUUAGCUUGGGGUUGCAGGAGGGGGAAGAAAUAUUUAUUAAAAAUUGUUCAGUUAAAUUGUUCACAUUCUAUUCCUUCUUCAGAAGGUACAUGGAGAGACUAUAGAAGAAGUUCACAAAGAUUAGAGUUCUGGAGAGCCACAGAAAGUGGCACUUUCAUGAGAUGGUGGGGGUCAAGAAGAAAUUAGGGAAAGCUUUGGGAAUAUAAUGGUGGAUGAGGUAUCAUUUCUUCUGUUGAUUUAUACUCAGGAAAAGUUAGUCAUUCUUCAGAACUGUAAGAGAAUAGUGGAGGAUUAUUUUAUGGUAAGGUACUUAACAUUGGAAUACAGCAACUAAAAAGGGUAGAAACUAAGUUUUGUAAAAUGUUUCAAAAGGCAAUUGAAUCACUGAACCAAAAAUAAACAAGGAAUGAAGAAUGGGCAGUGAAAUAGACUUAAUGGAUCGUCACAUUUGCACUGGGCUGUAUGGCCUAGUACUGUGACAUUCUUGGAUUCUGCCUUCUCAAAGUUAUUUAUAUUAAGAGUCAGUUAUUUGCAGCAACUUAGUGCAUGGUAAAUAAGUUAAAGCAAUCUGUGUACUGGCAACUGUUAACUAGGAAAAUUGUGGAAGUACAAAUAGGAAACAAAGACAAUAGAGCACUUUUAGCUCAUUGUAGGGUGUGUCCAUAGUGUCUAAUGUUAGCAAGAACUCUGGGCUUUAAUUGCUAUUAUUCUUAAAACACUAACUCAAAAGUUUUGCUCAACAAUUCCUUAAUUAUAUUUGUUAAAAGGGAAGCUGCUCUUAUUUGAACUUAUGAAGUAUUGCGCUAAGAACAUUUUCUCUUAGAGAAGGGAACAAAGGAUUUGUUCAAACUGCUGAGGAUAGAUGAACACAAAGUAGUCAGUUCUACAAGUCAAGUAAAAAAUGUCAACCUUCAACCCCCAUUACUGAUGAUUCUGAACAAUACUCUUAAAUGUGUAGGUGUUCAGUGUUGUAAAUAUUUUACAAGGUUGAAUAUGUAUGGAAAAGGAAUUACUUUUUACCUCCAAAUCAGACUGUUCACCUCCAUUCCCAAGACUGAGGUGGUACUUGCUACUCUAGUGGAAAGCAAGAGUCUUCAUUUACUGAUAUUUUGAAUUCACAGGCUAAUUUGACGUGUUCAUGACCUGGGAAUAUCUGCAGUUUGCAUACUCUGAAGCCUUUUUGGUUUCAGCAGUGAUGUUUGGUACUGCUAUGCAGCUGUAGGGUAGUAGCGGGUAAUGGCGUACAAUAAGCCUUUCAAAUUUUGGUGAUUUGGCUUUCACUGUGAAAACCCCAGAGUCCCAUCCUUUUCAUAAAUUAGGAGACUUCCAGCUGUGCCCACAUUGGUUUAAUUUAUUCCUACUAUAUAAUAUGCAAAGCAAGUCAUUGACAGCACCUGGGAUUAUCUAUGGAUUCCUUGGCACACGUUUGUGAGCAGAAAAAAAUUGUUCCAAUUAUAUCAGAUGUCAAGAAAUUUCUGAAUACUAUAAUAAUUUUUCCAAGGUUUUCAGAAUAAAUGUUCAGAAAAAAAAUGGUAUGUUUGCCUGUGAGAAAUCAUGUUGUAGCUGCAAUAGGGUUGAAAGAUUCAAAUUUCAACUAAUUUGAUUAAAUACACUAUUUUCAGCUUCAGCUGAUUUAUCUUGGUCAUAAUGAAUGUCAUUAAUUGCAUGGGGCUAAAGCACAUACGUAAAUGAUUAGAACUUAUUGUGAUCAGAGCUCAGGGAUGGUUUGUGACUAGUGAAGGCGAGGUGGGUCCCUCCAAGUACCCUAAAAUUAAGGUUAGUUGUCCCUUGCAACUGCCAAAGCUUAUGCACUGAGCCCCCAGUGUUGGAAUAAAAUCUGCUGUGAGAUGUAAGCUCUGCAUAUCCAAGACUUUUUUUUCUCCACAGGUUCUGGUCGAAUCUGCAUUGUCAUUCAUUUAGUGUGGACCUAUCUAAUAUAAUACUGCUGAUUUGAUUAACUGUGAUAGAAUCAAAUAGACACUUGACUGUACUGAUCAAUUGUUGAAGGACGUAUGGCAUUAUCAGAGGAGAAACUGUUGAAAUAGUUUGCUAGUGAUCUUUUUUUAUAUGUCUGCAUACUUUUUUGUGAGCUUUAAUGCUCACGUUCCGUGUGGUAUCUGCUCAAUUUUAUUUCAAGGAAGUACUCCAAAAAUUGUUUACUUUAAGCAUAUUGAAAAAAACCUUAGUUCUUUGAUCUGUGGGAUUAGCACUAGUUACUCAAACAUCCUGAAGUAAUGUCAAGUUUGAUCAAGAAAAAGUUUAUAACCUACCAUAGAUUUGAAUUUAACAUUUGAAUGUAAUGCUGCAUGUCAUAUUCAUACAGUGGAGUUAAUGUUACUUUAAUGUGUGUGUGAUGUCUAUUGUUGUGGUAAGGCUUAUUGUAAAAUGAGUAAAAAUUAUUAACAGAAACCUGCACAUGUUCUUAAAUUGUAUUCUAAUACUGGGUUGUGUAAUAAGUUUAAUACAGGGGUUCCCCGGGUUCCAUUUUACUGUUUUACCUGGUAUGAAUUAACUUCCUUUAUAUGUCCAGAACAGUUGAUUUAAGCUCUUUAUAAAUGUCUUUUUACUGAUUAUUCUUUGUAAUCUGUUAUGUAUAAGUUGUGCAGUGUUGUAUAUAUGAGAACAUGUAUAUGUAUAUAUACAGCAUGUUAAUGUCAAUAAGUGUAUAUUGAUUGUAAUCACUAAUAAUUUGCUAACAAUGCUAUUUGAAAUGAAUGUAACAUUGAUGUUAAUUAAAAAUGCUGGUUGCUUUCUCUGAUGUUACUCUCCCAAUUGCACAUCAGUUCCA
This is a messenger RNA of Mobula hypostoma (lesser devil ray), 5760 nucleotides long. RefSeq names its product kinesin family member 3A (gene kif3a). Gene Ontology annotation, molecular function: microtubule binding; microtubule motor activity; ATP binding. The record is from RefSeq and is a predicted model, not a curated record. Gene Ontology annotation, cellular component: microtubule associated complex. Gene Ontology annotation, biological process: microtubule-based movement; spindle elongation; mitotic spindle organization. Lineage: Eukaryota; Metazoa; Chordata; Chondrichthyes; Myliobatiformes; Myliobatidae. The transcript is spliced from 18 exons. The coding region runs from base 207 to 2351 and encodes 714 amino acids.